AUGUCACUUUUAAAGAAUGAAUUGAUAAGACUUAGUAUUGAACUUGAUACCACAGUAUAUUUCCAAGAAAAAGAUGGUCAUUUUCAUAUAACUGUUAAAGCUUACUUUUCAGCUGGUGAAAUAGAAGUUACACGAAUAAACUACACCAGAGUUGGUACAAAUAAUCUCUCUGCAAGAUCAAAGAAACUGCUCACUCUUGCUACAAACACAUCUAGAAAAGAACAAUCGACACCAAAAGACCUGGUAGACCAUCAAAGAAACAAGUCUCAUUGGAGUGAUUCGAAUUCGAUCGAUGUAACAACAUGUCGUUCCUCGUGA
Molecule: messenger RNA, 318 nt
Organism: Heterostelium album PN500
Lineage: Eukaryota; Evosea; Eumycetozoa; Acytosteliales; Acytosteliaceae
Exons: 5
Coding region: 1-318 (105 amino acids)
Source: RefSeq, a predicted model, not a curated record